UUUCACUUCCUUUUUCUCAUUCAAUAUUCAAAGGCGCUGACAGGACGGACGAUGAUGACGACAAAAUCGUUCCCCCUGCUCCUCCUGCUUCUGAUUCGUCUGUUAUUGCGAAUUUCUAGCGAUGAAGCCCCGCACAUGGCGACCGUCACACUCGCCCUGCACUGUCUGGAGUACAUCUACGAGCGGAACAUUCAACCGGGUGAGGUGACGUACAUUCUAAGGAACGACACCCUCCUCGAUGACGGAUUCUACCGGCUGGCCAAUGCCCGGGGCAGUUUGCUGAUUGGCAAUGUGAAAAGUUCAGAACCGGGAAAGCCGUCAACGGAAAAGUUUCUGCACAGAUUCGACCAAAUCUCGAACUACGUGCUGGUGUUCCGAACCACGGUCCGGCUCCAGCAGCAGCUGGCCUUUGUGGCCGAAUCGCCGGCCUACAACUCCCGGGUCUUCUUCAUUCUAGUCAUGCUGGACGAUGACGAAAACUUUGAUCCGGAUCCGCCGAGGGAUUGUUUUUGUGCCGAUUGUUGUGCCCGAGAAAGUUCCAAAUUGGCCGCCGUCUUCCGGCUUCUCUGGCAGUUCUAUAUUCAUAACUUUCUUCUGAUUCACUGCCCCGAAUCGGAACCGCACCAUUGUCCCAUCUACACCUGGUUCCCCUACGGGCGCUACUCGUCCUGUACCGAAAAUUUCUUCAACUACGAACGAAUUGAUAGGUGCUCCCGGGGGAGAAAUUUUCCCCCUCUCCUCGUGGAAUAUCUCAAUGGACCCCUCGAAGAGUACGAAACCCACCUGGUACCGGAUGAUGACCCUCCAAUGGGAACCGAAAUUUUUCACACCUCGCCACCAUCUGACCCAGUCGAAAUCGACGAGCAAAACUGCCCCUAUCAACAGCAACAACCAAAUCAAUCCAUCUGCAUUCCGAAUCAGUUCUUCUUCACCGCGGAACGUCUCCGGGCAAAAGAUUUCCAGCGGCCUCAAACGAAAAAUUCCGCCCCUACCGGUACCAUCGAGAUGCGGUCAUCAGCAGGCCCUCUCCAGGAACCUCCGACCUCGGAUCCGCACUUUGUGCGCCAGGCCCUAGGCACCUAUCCGAGCGAUUUCCCCGCUUCGGACCACCCGGAACGGGUCAUUUCCCCGCGGAAACCGCACUUUUUCCACAAGGUUCCGGAUGAUUUGGGCGGGUGCCGGGUCCGGGCCCUGCUCGCCAUCUGGCCUCCCUUUGUGACCGAUCCGGCCCGGACCGACUGGAUCGGAAUGGAGCACAAGCUGGCGCUGGAUGUGGGCCGAUUCAUGAACUUUCGGCUGCAGGAACAGUACUCCUCGGAUGGUAUUCAGGGGCUGAUGGAAGCCUUCAAGUCCCAAUCGGUGGAGCUGUGCUUUGGCAAUCUGUAUCCGCGGUUCGACCGGCACGAGGAAACGGACCACAGCGUCGGCUAUUUGCAUGACGAAAUUGACUGGGUGGUGCCGCUGGCAGGAAGUCAACCGCUCUGGAUGAAUCUGGGGGCCGCCUUCAGCAUCCCAAUUUGGAUCACCAUUUUUGCAACCAUGACAAUGUUCUCAAUUUUGUACGUGACAAGUUCAUCAUUGGCGGAAAUGUUUCCGCACACCUUUCUCGAUUCCUUUGGAGCCAUGCUUGGCGUUUCGCUACGCAUCAUUCCGGAAAAGUUCCUCGGUCGCAUUUUGUUCAUCCUGUGGAGUGUCUACUGUAUGCACCUCUGCAUUUUUUACCAGUCCAAAAUGAUCGAUAUCCUGACGAGACCCCCGGGACAGCGCCAGAUUUCGACCCUCGGGGAGCUGAUCCAGUCCGAGAUGGCCGUUGGAUUUCCGGAAAACUUUGUGAUUCACCUGGAGCGCCUCAACAGUAGCGAAAUUGACGAAAUUUUAAAACGAAGAAUUGAGUGCACUGCUGAGUCCUGCUUGAGCCGUCUGGAGCAUGGAUCGUUCGCUACCAUGGGCAAUAGAAUGUACCUCCAAUAUUCGGCCGCCCAUCAGAUUCGAGCCACCCGGUUCUACCAGCUGCAUGAGCUGGUGGCCCGCAGCUUUGUGCAGAUGAUCAUGAAGAAGGGUCUGCCGCUGCGGGAUCACAUCAAUAAGAAAAUUCGGUCCAUGGUGGAGGCUGGCUAUUUCGUUGCAGUGGAACGGGUUUUCUACGCCAUGACUCAGAGCGCAUCGAUGGCUUCGAACCAGGAAAGAUCUGUCGAAGUUCGUUCUCUGACUUUGGAACACUUUCAGGGCGCCUUUCUGAUCCUGGCUAUCGGAAGUGGGCUAGCAUUUUUCGCUGUGAUAGCAGAACUCAUAGUUGGAAAGUUUACGGGAGCCAAGCUUCAAGAAGCGAUGUUGAAACCGAAGGCUCCGUUCAAACCUUUUGUUCAUUAAA
Messenger RNA from Uranotaenia lowii, 2371 nucleotides. RefSeq lists its product as uncharacterized. Gene Ontology annotation, molecular function: ligand-gated monoatomic ion channel activity. The transcript has 8 exons. Gene Ontology annotation, cellular component: membrane. The coding region runs from base 52 to 2370 and encodes 772 amino acids. Lineage: Eukaryota; Metazoa; Arthropoda; Insecta; Diptera; Culicidae. The record is from RefSeq and is a predicted model, not a curated record.